AUGGUUCAUGGCAGCAACGCAGAUCGAGCAAAUCCCAAUUCCACCCAACUUUCCCACCUAGCCAUGAACUUUGGACAGUUUAUGGACCACGACACAACACUAGCGGCGAUUAAGAACCUUAACUGCGAACCACCCACCAAAGAUCCAGAGUGCAUUAACAUUGAAAUUCCCAAAGACGAUGCAACAUUCAGGAAACGGGGCGUCGCUUUUAUCGAAAUGGAGAGGGAUGCUCCUGUAAAACCGACCUCCUUCUGCAAACUGGCCGUUCGAGAGCAUACAAACACCCUAACGGCUUUUAUUGACGCUUCCAACGUUUACGGAUCAACUGAGAAACUUGCUAAAUCUCUUCGCGCCGAAAACGGGCUACUAAAAGACCUCCCACAUCCAGAUGGUAUGGGGCUUGCCAAUUUGCUGCCUCCGCAACCAAAAGAUUCCGAAGAAUUCUGUCCAUCACUAGAUCCGAUCAGACCGUGCUUUCUGUCAGGAGAUAUACGAAACAAUGAGAACCAAGGUAGGAACGCUCGUUGUAACGUUAAAGCUCUAUUAUAAACCCCUAUUCAUCCCGACUUGGACUGUGAGGGUAGAGAAUUUCGCUGAUUCCUACCCUUUGUUUAGUACACCGCUGUUGCUCCUAGCCUGCCGAGGAGCAACAGGGGCGCUCCCUUAUAUAAGCUGUAUUUGUGUGUAGGGCACCAAAGCGUGUGGCAUCUGACCUUUUUUAUCCUGAAAUUAAUUGCCGAUUUUAACCGCAGGGAUGUUUUAAGGUUAUGUUUUUUCUCCUCUUAAACCAGGGUCUAUCAUCUGUCUCUUGUGAACACCGGUUCAGGGUUAAAUUAGGGCAGGAGAAAAUAAGGUCACUUAUUUUUUUCUGAAAUAGGAUAAGGGUUACAUGAAACAUGCCGAACGCCCCCUCUCGAACGUUUUUAGGAGUACCCUUUUGGCUAGAAAACAACAACAAUAAAUAAAGACAUAAAUAAGGUCGUAAAUCGGCGCGUUGGUGCUUCCAGGAUUUUUUUGACAUAUUAAUACUCAACAGAAAUUCUUGAAUUCCUUUUAAUCAACUAAGUUCUAAAAAGCAUUUGAACCUGAUCCAAUAUCGUCAAACACCACCAAACAAGGCGUUCAAAAAGAUCAAACACGUUGGUCCAGUAUUGAUAUCCUUACGUAGCACUGAGGGGAAUCGCUUUCAUAUUUUACAAAUGGUUAAUGUCAAAACCUCCAAACAUUUUCCAAGAAUUAGCCACCAAAAUCAUAAGGAUAGUUCAGGAACUCAACGUUUAAUUUGAUCUCUUUUUCCCGCAGGGCUCAAUUCAGUCCACACCAUCUUCGUGCGUCACCACAACCGGAUAGCAACAUUUUUACGCAACAACAACAAUAAUAACAAUUGGGACGACGAGAGAAUUUAUCAGGAAACCAGAAGAAUCAUCGGGGCACAACUGCAAGUGAUAACGUACAAAGAAUUCCUGCCAUUGAUUUUGAGUCCUGAAGUGGUAAUGGGAAUGUCAGUAUGCUUAGGUCGCCCCAUGUCGAGGGAAUCCAAGACAGUCUUGGAUUCUGGACCCCACGCAGUGGAUUGCGGAUUCCAUGUACUGGAUUCCAGUCUUUGUCAGUGGAAGUUGGACUCUGGAUUCCGAUCGUUAGUGGGAUUUCGGAUUCCUUGAACUGUAUUCUGGAUUCCAAAACCCAGGAUUCCGGAUUCCUGACUAGCCUGCGUAGCAAGCGUUUCCGUUUGGUUUCGGAGCAAAAAAAAGACCGUGGAAAGGGAUUUUCGGUUUUGACCGCGCGAGAAAUGAAAAUGAAAACGAAAUGAAACGAGAACCAAAAAAUAAAAGAGGGUGAGGGGAAGGGGAAGGAAGGUUUAAGGAAAAGAAGGAAAGUUUCCUUCCUUUCUUCCCCAACCCCUCCUCGCUCUUUUACUUGCGCCAUUUUUCGCGCGGUCUUUGACUCUUGUUCCUCAUUCUUUGGUCCUAAACCGUACAGAAACGCUUGCUACGCAGGCUAGGAUUCCACAAGCAACAUAUUUUCCCAGAUUCUGGAUUCCACGAGGAAAAUAUUUCUCGGAUACACGCAAGGGGCGACUUAAAUAAUGCCGAUCCGAGAAAGGCGGAAAGCAAUUUCCUUUGUUCUGGUAAAUGCGUUGUCCUCACUUAGAAAUGCUUUCUUUUUCACACAGAAAAUGCAUGAACCUACACUAAGGCAGUUUACGAAGUAAAACUUCAUUUAGAAAGGCUGUUUCUUUGUGUUAAAAGAGUUCGACUAUUAUCAGAAGAGUUUACAAUUUCACAUGUCCCUCAUGUGAAAUUUCUGUGUUAUUAAGAUUAUGUCUAAGGAACUUCGUCAGAAAACUAAGGAUUAAUAUGCAUGCUGAUUGAAAGGUUUUUGUAAAUUUUGCACUGUUCAUUGAAAAGAUCAGCCCAAAGUGCUAUUGGCCCUGCAGGACAAAGUCUGAUUAACCCCGAUAGAGGGAGCCAAAUUAGAACCAAAGAAUGGCUACUCACCGAAAUGCCCCCAUUUUUAGGGCUAGAACAGAUCUUUUUUUAUUUACAAUGUGCCUGCUAAAAACAUGUACUCAGGACUGCAAUGUAACUACUAGUUGCAGACUAAGUAGCACGUCUAACUACACAACAGGAUCUGUUGCAGCCGUAUGAAAUUAUUCAAGGUCACAAGUCUUACAAGAGUCCCACACUGGCCUGAACCUGAUCAGCUUGAUAUAUCUUGCACAUAAUUAUAACGAUAACCCUUUCUUAUUGCUUCCUUUUUCCUCAUAUUUUAGAUAAAAAGAUUUGGUCUCAGGUUACUUGAGGGAGGAAGGUUUUUCACAGGCUACAACAAAAGAGUUAAUGCUCAAAUGACAAAUGGCUUUUCCGUGGCGGCUUACCGAUUUGGCCACAGUUUGGUUCAGGAGAUUUUUAGACGAUUGCGUGAAAAUGGUAAAAAAGAGUUUCUGCCUAUUCCUGUAUUGGACUUUGGUAAUCCACAGUACUUGUACGAGAGGUGUCAAGGAGGUAUAGAUGCUAUCUUGCGGGGCUUAACACAAGACCCUUCAGGGAAAAUUGAUGGGUGAGUGGACGAACUUACAGUCAAAGGGAUCAUUCGUAAAUCCAUAGAUUUUGUUUUAAUGUAAUUAGGAUAUUUUCAAUCGGCGAGAAAAUUGUCAAGGUGUUGUCCUGAAAUGGGGGGAACUUAAGAAAACAAAACAAUCCACACUCCUCCCAUCCAUUCGAAGUUGGGUUUUUGUUGUUUGUGCAAGUAGCUCGAACAGCGGCACAACAUAGCGUGGAGAGGGUGGGGGAGAGAAAGCUUUAUUUUCCCCUUUUUUAAGUUGCUAAAACGCCAGAGAGGUACUUUAGGGCCAAAGUUUCUCAACUAAUUUUGCCAUCGAUUGUUUUCCAACGGAGUUUUUUGAUCUCAAAUUUACUUGAUUUGCUAUUUUAAAAAACGAAAAAUACGAAAAUAGAUUCAUUCUUUAGCGUACCAGCAACACAUUGGCCAGAAUUGAACUGUUGAGUUCAACCCACUACGAGGUCCCCUUUCUAGGGCGUAUCUUAUGUAUAGGCCAGAAGGCACGUGCGUACUUUAAAAAUGUCAAAACAAAAACAAAAAAGGCAUUUUGAUUGAUCUGAUUGAAAAAUAUCGGUAUCGUCUCCGAAAAACUGUAUGGAAAUUCCUUACAAGGCGGCAAAAGCCCUUGCUUAGAGCCAUAAAAAAACGAUGAAAUAAGGCAAAUGCAGUUUGGCUAAUAUACAUAUUUGUCAUUUCUUUGAACAUUUUGCCCAUUACGAGGUGAAUGUGAGUCACGUGACUUUGGUUGACCAAGGAAACGUUCAUCAGAUAAAUGCAAGCGUGGAUAUAAAACUGCUUGCCAAGUUUCAAAAAGCUGAGAGAAAUGGUUCUACUUGAAGUCAAAAUCAACUAAAAUUGUGGUUCAGCCAAGUCUUUUAAGACACAUGAAUCUUUCAUGUCUGAAGUCUAUACAGAGGAGUCGUAAUCGCAUUUCUUUAAAUUUUAGCCAAUUAAUUUUAAAUACUGUUUUAUUUUUUAAGGAGAUUUUCGAGUUCCGUACAAGAAGAGCUCCGUCGUGGCGAAGGCGAUCUGUCUGAUUUAAUCAGCAUCAAUAUUCAAAGAGGGCGUGAACGUGGAGUUCCGGGAUACACUAAGUAUCGUAACCUGAAGUUAUGCGGACUGUCAAAAGUGAAAAGUUUCAACGAUUUGAGAAAAAAGGCUGGCUUUAAAGCAGAAGACGUUGCAAAUUUGAGGAAGGUUUACAGAAACGUGCUUGAUAUUGACUUGUUCGUUGGAGGUGAGUGAUACAGAGCUUAAAGUUUUUGGUAGACUUGCUACGAGUCGACCUCUCAUAAGUCGUUAAAAGUGAACGAAGCGAGGUCGCGCAGCGACCUAGCGAGCGACGAAGUCUUGAGGUCGACUUGUUUCGCCUGAAUGGAUUUGAAUCAUGUUCAGUUACUAGAAAUACGUGAAUCGCAGGACCUCGUAUAGCAUUUGGGGGAACGUCAAGAAGUAAGAAGAAACGGAAAUAAAUCGAUUAACAUACAGGCUGUGUCGGGAGCGGCGUGAAAUAUCACUCACUGCACUGUCCUAUUGGUAAUUGUCAUGACGCCAUCGGUAGAAUUUUCGACCGGUAAAUUUCGCACCAAACAGAGUGGCAAAAUGGCAUAACCAACCAGUAAAAAAAGAUAAAGUAUCGGCUCUAACUCUGUCACUCAUGAUAGUCGGUCCUAGAAAAAAAAAAUCACUAAAAAAUUCGACGAAAUAAAAUGGUAUAAUUAUGCAAACGUUUGCUGAGUGUCGAUAGGGUUCGUUCGAAUGCCAAGGCCAUAGGAUUUUGCCCAUAGAUUUAAAAGUUAAGGUAACCGAUAAUAUAUUCAUGACGUACUAAUGUAGUGUAAAAGCGUAAAAUUGCCAUGAUAUAGUAAUCCGAAACUCGCUAAUAAGAGAAGGACGUAUUUCUGUAUUGCGUUGUAAGAUGGAAGUGGCCAAAUUUUGGGUUUCUGGGUUAAUUUAUCUCUAGUUGAGACGGGUUUAAAACUGUACUAAGAGAGAAAGUUUAUAGAAGAUUUCUUUGAUCUCCAUCCUUGGUUCAUAAUUAGUGUGUCAUCAGUCAUUUUGAGGCAUUUCAGACUAUAUUCAACCUGCUUUAAUAACUUUCCUGUGUUCUAAACUCUAGAGGAGUUAUCAAUCGUACACCGUGUUUAAAUAAAUCUGAAGAAGAAAAUUCAGCACAGAUGGUUUACCUUGCAAUAGUAUAUUUCCGUUAGUGUAUAAGAGUGCUCGGGAGCCACUUCAGCCAAUGUACUUUUUUCGCUGUUGCCUUAACUUGGUUUUUUUAUUUCCUUUCACAAUAAUAUUCUUAUUUGCAUCCAGUAAGUAGACUUAAUUUGCUUCUCAAUUCUUAGGAAUGCUGGAAGCAAAUAAAGGGUCAGAAGCCCUGGGACCAACUUUUCAAUGCAUUAUAGCCGAGCAGUUCCAGCGCCUCAGAAUCGGAGAUCGUUUUUGGCACGAAAAUGCUCCAGACCGAAGCUUGAACACCGAUCGAACGGCUUUCAAUGUUGCCAUGCUACGUGAGAUCAGGAAAACAACGUUUGCCAAGAUACUCUGCGACAAUGCCGACAAAAUCUCGAAUAUUAACCCGACGGUGCUGAAGCCGUCAAGCUCAAAGACACCUUGCAACGCCUUGCCAACGGUUAGUCUUACGCCAUGGAUAACGCCACAUCGGGACUCAGGGUAAGUUUUUUUUUACAACAACUGAACGACUUUUCACGCCCUGAUUGGUCGAAAGCUAUGAUCGAUAGGAGUACAGACCAUGUAAAAUUGUUGUCGAUUUGGUAAUUUGCCUAUAAUGAUAGUACCAUGUUACCAUGCAUAUUUUCCUGAUCUAACCGCAUUGUGAUCGUGUGGUUAAUUAUGAUUAGGACAAGCAUUGGAAUUAGGAUUAUGAUUAUAUCAUGAUUGAUCAAGAUUUUGAUUGUUAUGCUGAUGAUGAUGAUGUCGUUGAUGAUGAUGACGACGACGACGACGACGACGACGACGACGAUGGCUGAUGAUGAUAACAGGGAGCUUAAGCAACGGCAAGGCAACGAGACCGGCAAAAAAGCAAUAGGGUUAGAUUGGCAAAAAAACAACUUUGCACGUGCAUCACGCUUUUUUGUACAUUUCUUAGCCGUCAUUGCACGACUACAACGUGAAAGUGCCUAACUUCACGUUUCGUCGAAGACGGGAAAACGGACAACAACUUUCUUUUUCUUUUCCUGAACUUUGAUUAAGUCCUUUAGAAUUCAACUCAAAAAGAAAUUGCCAACAUUUGUCGAAUUAAACGAGAUGGAAUAAGCGCGAAAAAGUUCGAGGCAGGGCGAAUUCACUUUUUAAGUGACGUUCUCGUAGCAGUCGCCGUCGUUGUUGCUUAAGCUCCCUAAUGAUGAUGAUGGUGGUGGUGGUGGUGGUAGUGGUGGUUGAGAUAGUGAUAUCAAUUUCAGUUAGAAACGAUUGCUCGAAAAGGAAAACGAGAGUUCAACCAGUAGAGAUACCGCCUCGACUAGACUAAGUUGUACAAAUAAAGUUAAAAUAUUAACAUCUUUUCUACCCACAGAUCACCUGACGAUGAUGAUGACGGCGGUGAUUCAUCUGAUGAUGACCCCAAUUUUUGA
Messenger RNA from Porites evermanni, 6659 nucleotides. Lineage: Eukaryota; Metazoa; Cnidaria; Anthozoa; Scleractinia; Poritidae. The record is from the annotation of a GenBank genome assembly.